Messenger RNA from Periophthalmus magnuspinnatus, 2048 nucleotides. It is a transcript of the gene tmem53, whose product is annotated as transmembrane protein 53. The record is from RefSeq and is a predicted model, not a curated record. The transcript has 3 exons. Lineage: Eukaryota; Metazoa; Chordata; Actinopteri; Gobiiformes; Gobiidae. The coding region runs from base 158 to 1024 and encodes 288 amino acids.
AAGAGGAAGAAGUGUACAGUGACAGUCAAUUGACCUGUCUCUGCUCUCUACGUGCAAUAAAAGCUCACAUCGCACUACUUUACGCUCGAUUUUAGAUUUAUAGGGUGCAAAUGAGCUACACGCUUAAGGACAUCAGCUGAUACACACUGAUACCGAAAUGGCGGACAGUGAAAUGGACUACAAUAUCGUGUUUCCAGAUGCAGGGACGUCGGAGAGGCACUGGCAGGGGACAAAGGAGCCAGUAGUGAUCCUUUUGGGUUGGGCUGGCAGCAAAGACAAACACCUGUCCAAGUACAGCUCCAUUUACAACGAACAGGGAUGCGUGACUAUCCGCUACACAGCCCCCAUAAAGACCGUCUUCAUCUCCGAAUCCUUUGGCUACAAGGAGCUGAGCAGUAUCGCCCUGAAGCUGCUGGAAAUCCUCUUUGACUAUGAGGUGGAGAGCAGUCCUAUUUUCUUUCACGUUUUCAGUAAUGGCGGUUUUAUGUUGUACCGGUACAUUGUAGAGUUCUUGCACACCGACAAACAGUUUAGCUCCUUGAAUGUAAUCGGGGCCGUGGUUGACAGUGCCCCCGGUAGUGGUAAUGUGCGAGGGGCUCUGCGUGCGCUCAAAGCCAUCCUUGGACCUCAAAUCAGCCCCGUCCUCAGGUACAUCCUCCUAUCCCUUUUCGCCGUGACUGUUUUUAUGUUAAGAAUCGUGUUGUACCCCUUGACCAAGUAUAUACACAAGAAUCACUAUGACGCAGUAAGGGAUAAUCCACCUGCAUGGCCUCACUACUACCUGUACUCCAAAGCGGACCAAGUCAUAAGACACAAGGACGUUGAGGAUUUCGUGGAGAGCUUCAGGCGAAAAGGCGUCCAGGCAGAGUAUUUUGAUUUUGGUUCCAGCUCGCAUGUCAGCCAUUUCCGGGAUUUUCCUGAAGAGUAUGCAGCCAAGUGUCGUAGCUUUCUGGUGACGUGCAUGAAGGAUUUAGAAGGGACAGAGCUGAAGAGGAGACAUCACGUACAAAGUCAAAAUCAAUGAUGACUUAAAAUCAACAAGAACAGUUUGUCUUAACUCACAAUGGACCACAAAACUAAUUAUACAAUCCCAAUAAAUGCAAAAAGCUGUGGCAAUGUGUAAAAUGGUAAUAUUUACUUUAUUGACAACAGUUAAAAUCCAAUAAAAUCCAAUUAGACAUCAUUAAACAAAAUUCUAAAAUAUUUUACCAUUUCACGUAAAAGCAGUACUUUCUUUUUGCACUGGCCUUUGCAGCAACUUCUUGUAGCUAGUUUUUUCUUCUAAUUGGUGUUGAAGCUUUUAGCUUAUUUGUUACAUGAUCAAAGGAGGUAGUCUGUCCAUUGAACCAUGAAGGUAAAUACACCUGUAGUGUCUGUAUAUGGCAUUUUAAAAAGGCAGUGGAGUAAAAUAUUGAUAUUGUGUGCAUGGGAUGAUACCUCAAGCAGCAGCUGUGCAAUUGCACAUUAAUCGAUGCUUGCGAGGAUCAUCCCAUGGCAGACAGAACAAACUCUUACCAUAUCCACCACAGAGUUUGUUUUGCUCCACAUUUUACACAGUGCCACAUGUUGUAUUGGGGUUGUGAUUAGCAUUCUGAUGCACUUGAUCCUUAAGGCUCUGGUUAAAACUGUUAGUGCCACUGUGUUUGGCAGUAAAGCCUUACCCUGUCCACUCCUACUACUCCUGAAAGGAAUACCGUAACCACAAAACUAAUCAUACACUGGAUUAGAUUGAGUUAUUUAGGAUAAUAAAUUGUAUUAAAUAUUGCUGUGAAAUGUGAUGCAUUGUAGAUUAGUAGUUGUUAACUUAAAGGCUGUUAGAAGAAGGAAGAAAAGCAUUAUUGUUCUCUAUUUAUUAAAAAUCAUGUUUAUCCUUAACUCCAUAUUGUAAGGGCUGCUUACAUUAAGGAACAGAACCUACCUUUGUUUGGAAAUGUAAAGAAAAUGCCCCCUUGUUUGAGUAAUUUAAAGAAUGAAUUUACUAAAACGUAUGUCCAACUAUUGUGUUUAUUCAACUGAUGUGCCUUCAAUAAAUCUGAAUGCUCCUUCAA